AGGCAGCCCAAGUCUCUGCUCUCUCAUCCAUUUCUCUUGCCUCCUUCUCCUCAGCAAUCAGGUGCACCUGUGACCYCGAGCCAUGUCCUGCUGCCCACCCUCCUGCAACCCUUGCUGCCAGCCCUGCGGCCCCUGCCCGCUGGCCAACAGCUGCAAUGAGUGCUGUGUCCGCCAGUGCCAGAGCUCCCACGUGGCCAUCCAGCCCUCCCCGGUGCUGGUGACCCUGMCUGGCCCCAUCCUCAGCUCCUUCCCUCAGAACACCGUGGUGGGAUCUUCUACCUCUGCUGCCGUCGGCAACAUCCUCAGCUGUGGUGGAGUGCCCAUCAACUCCGGUGGCUUUGACCUCUCCUGCAUCACCAACUGCUAUGGCGGCAGCAGGUGCCGUCCCUGCUAAAUCUGCCGGCAACAACCUUGGGCAAGAACCUCCAAGACCUCAGAACCUGGUUCUGGUCAGGAGAUAGAGCUUUGGAGUAUUUUUUUUACAACUUCAUGGCAUUAUUCCCUUCUACUUUUUCUCCCUUUCCUUUGCUCUCCAUAUGUCCCAAGGCCAGCCUGGUGGAGAUGUGUUGUCCUACCUCCCUCCCUCUGCCAUCAGGCAGAUGGGCAACCUGCAGAAGUUCUACUGCAUCUUAGUGGCUCUUCCUGGUGCUCUCUGUAAGCCACCUCCUUCAGAUCUAAAAACUCAUUA
Molecule: messenger RNA, 688 nt
Organism: Malurus melanocephalus (red-backed fairy wren)
Lineage: Eukaryota; Metazoa; Chordata; Aves; Passeriformes; Maluridae
Product: feather keratin Cos1-2-like
Exons: 2
Coding region: 83-394 (103 amino acids)
Cellular component (GO): intermediate filament
Molecular function (GO): structural constituent of cytoskeleton
Source: RefSeq, a predicted model, not a curated record